AUAGUUCAUAAAUGGUAGGAGAGGAACGCAUGCGUACUCGUUUCGCGACGCAACAGUCGUAAACAACAUUUUUUCCAUAGAGAUUUUUAACGAAUUUACGCACGAUAAUUAGAGCGUCCAAAGGGACGCAUCACGAUUUUUCCGCGUUUUCAUACGAUUUCGCGGAAAAAAUGGGGUCAAGCUUACACGUUCAGUGUACGUGAUAAACUUAUGGGUUUCUGGCAUGCGGUGACGUCAUCCGGAUCGUUCUGGAAGAACCCUGCAGGACAAUAAUGGCGGAUUUGUAUGCUAAAUACAACUGCACCUAUUGUCAAGAGGACAUUUCGGGUUUACGUGUAAGAUGUGUAGAAUGCCCGGAUUUCGACCUCUGUUUGCAGUGUUUUUCCGCUGGAGCUGAAAUUGGACCACAUAAAAAUGACCACUCUUAUCAGUUUAUGGAUUCUGGUACCAUUAGCAUAUUUAAUGGUAGGGGAAACUGGACUGCUAGAGAACAACUUAGACUUUUGGAUGCCAUUGAACAAUUUGGUUUUGGAAAUUGGGAAGAUAUUAGUAAACAUAUUGAAACACGUACGCCAGAAGAAGCAAAAGAAGAAUAUAUUGCUAGGUAUCUUGAUGGAAAUAUUGGAAAACAUACAUGGCCUCCUACAGAAAGCUACAAACCAAAUAUUACAGAUCAAACUAAGUCAGAUCAUGGACCUCUAUCACCUGAUCUCACAUCUCGAUUACCACCUUUGGAUAUCACUCCAGAAGAAGCUGCACAACUGGGAUACAUGCCACAACGAGAUGAUUUUGAAAGGGAUUAUAAUCAUGAAGCAGAAUCACUUGUUUCUUCUUUAUUUUUAAAUCCAGCAGAAGAUGAUGAUUUGGAUAUAGCACUUAAACUUGCACAAGUUGACAUGUAUACUAAUAAUUUAAGAGAGAGAGCACGACGAAAAAGAGUUGUACGCGAUUAUCAGCUUGUUUCUGCAUUUUUUGCUUCAUCUAGGAAAGAUAAAACAAUAAAGAAAAAACAAUCAAAAGAGGAAAAGGAGUUUAGAGAUAGAACACGAGUAUUUGCACAGUUUUACACGGCACAGGAAUAUGAACAAUUUUUAACAAAUCUUGAAAGGGAAAGAGAAUUACGAUUACGUCUUUCAGAAUUAUUUCGUUAUCGAGAACAUGGUAUUACAAGACAUGAAGAAUGCGCUCAUUUCGAACAAGUGAUGGCACAAACUCAGGGACAAAAUGAUACCGUAGAUCAUUGGAAUGAAAAAAAAUCUGGCAGCAGUGGGCCGUCCACACCAAUACACCGCCACACCUCAAAAAAAAGAGAAGAAGAAAAAAGUUACUCUUCCACCGACCGAAAGUACAUUGCAAAAGACUUACCCAGCAGCAGCUUCUCAAUCAAUCAAACCAAUCCCAAUCGGAUGACGACUCUAGCCAAUCAGUGGGCGGAGCCGGAUAACAAUCCAAAUUCUUCCAGCCAGCAUUCUACCAGCUCCAGUUCUGCCGCAGAAAAAAAUUAUACUGCGACAACUUCUGGAAAAUCUUGCACAACAGCGGGAGACUCAGAGGAACGAGAUAUAGAAAUGGAAGCAGCAGCUCAUCUAUUGACAAAACAAGAAAAAUCUUUAUGUCUUCAACUUGAUCUGAAGCCAACACAGUAUUUAACACAAAAGACAUUGUUGUUGCAAGAAUAUCUAAAUGGUAAUAGAAGAUCAGGCGUUGUACCUCAAUCGGAACCAGAGAGUAAGAUAUUACAUUAUCUGGUAGCAAAUGGCUGGAUCGCGGCCAAUUGAUUAAACAUGUAAAAAAUUAACGACCAUUUCCAUUCUAAGUCACCUUUUAUUUUGCAAACUAAGUCCUAGAUAUAAUUAAAGUUUGAGUCUGAUUUAAUUAACAUAUAUAGGGCAGGUAGAGAGAGAAUGCGUGUGUAUAUAAUUUAAUAUGCAAAGACAUUCUUUACUUUUUUGUUUAAAUGAUAAAUAUUUAAAUGAAUGUAUUGGCGGAUAAAUUGUUAAGAACGAUAAAAAGUGUUUUUGAUUGACUUUUUUUAUUUCGUUAUAAAUUGACAAAGCACUAAUUUAGAUUAUCCGAAAAAUAAUUAUUUGAAAAAAUUUUUAUUAAGUUUUAUUGUUUUUAUUAAAUUAUUACGUCGUUUAUAACAAUGAUGACCGUCAAUUAUCAAUAUUGUUGAUUACUUUUUAAAAAUUCAAAUAUUAAAUUAUUAUCACCGUAUCGUGCAAAAUACUUCCGUGCGCUUCUGUACUUUAUUUUAAUAUUGUUAUCUUAAACUUCUGUUUGACUUUUAAUGUUAUAUUAGGAAUUAUUUAACACUUCUUAUCGAGAAAAUAUAUCUCUUACACUGCCUUUAUAGAGCCAUGAACAUAUUGCUCAAUUAAUUCUUCCACUAUAAUAUUUUCUUGUAGACUAUUAAUUGCACAUGCUCUUUUCUAUCUGUUUCAAAUGUGAUUUGUUACCAUACUUGACAAUAAGGAAACGAAACGAAGGAAGAAGUCACGUUGUAGUCGAGAUUUAUAGAUCGUUGUUUAAUACAACAUUUAAAUGAUUGAAACGUAUCCAUCCGGGAACUUAUCAUCAAUUGAUAUUUUAUGUAAUAGUAUUUGAAAGUUUCUGGCAGAAUACGUGUUAAAAUAUUUAAAUAAAAGGCACUUUAAAAUAUUUAUAUAGCUGAGAUUUUCUCAUGAAAGUAUUGAAUAUUUCUAGUUUAAUAAUAAGUAUAAUGUCCUUAAACUGUACACAUGUAUACAUACACACGCGUAAUGACACAGAUAUUUCUUCGUAUUCUUAAAAAUUUGUCCAUUAAAAAGAAAUCCUAAACGUUUUUCGCAUGCAUGAUUUUACGCGCAAACAAAUACAUUUUACUCCAUAGAUUCUUUAAAUAAUUUAAAGAAUAUUCCUUAUUGAUAAAGGAUGGUACAAAGAGCAGGUUAUAAGAGGACAUUUGUUAUUACCAUGAAGAUAAUAUGAUAUUAGGUAAUUUAUCUGUUGCCUGUGUAAUAUUUGUAAAUAUGAACGAAAAAUAGUACCUUCUUAGUGAUACUACUUUUAAAGCACAAAAGUAAUGGCGGCAUAACCUAAUGAUGCGUUAAGCAUAUUGUGUGAUAUUGGUGGUGUUCUGAGCCAAACAUGUAUUGCAGAAAAAGACACUUUAACGUUUUAGGAAAAUCAAUUAUUUUCCAUUGCUUCUAAUAAUAAUUAUCUAUAAUUUUAAAACUAUUAGAAAAUAAAAAAAAAAGAGGAGUAAUAUUUAUAUUAAAUUUGUGCAUUCUUAAUGCACAUCUAAGAAAACUCUUUGAUGUAGGCUAACAGCUUUUAUUUAAGUAUAAGCUGAAAGCUUCGAAAAAUAGCAGAGUUAAUUUGAUUAUAAGUUUUCAAAUAUUUGAAAAAUUAAAAGAAAGAAAAAAAAGAUUAAUCUUUUGCUUUAAUAUAAUUCAGUAUUUCCAAUAAUCCCCGCUUAUUAUUAAAUUUCGAAAAUGGCUUACAUUCGUGCGAGAGAUUAAAAUAAAAAUUUUAUCUAGUAUCAUUAUAUAGAUAUAAAAAAAAUGUGGAAAAAAUAUAUAUAUAUGUAUGUAUAUAUAUAUAUGUGUGUGUUUAUAUAUAUACAUAUAUAUAUAUACAUAUAUAUAUGUAUAUACAUAUAUAUAUAUAUAUAUAAAUAUAUAUGUAUAUAAAUAAAAAAAGAAACUGCUUACAAUUGUAAGUAAUUAUAAAAAAAAUCAUAUGUAUAAAAAGGAAAAAGAAGUCUUAAAAAAUACGUUUCAUUUUUAAAUAAUUAAUAACUUGUGGUAUAUUGCUUAAGCACUAGUUAAAUAACAAAAUAGGGAAAUAGCUGCUCAUAUUUUUUACGGAGAGUAGAAGACUAUUAUCCCUUUUGUUCGAUGUAAUUCUAUUUUCUGCCCUAAAUUUCCACGAAAGGGUAUAAUCAUUCUUCGAUAGAAAACGAUAGCUUUUUUGAAAACUUAUUCUAAUCACUUUUUUUUUUUUUUUAUUUACUUAUUUGGGGAACAACUUAAAAAAAUUAAUUCUAUGUUCUGUUUUUCAUUGCGUGAUUAUAUUCUUUGUUCAUAAUAGUUUGAAUUUUAUUUGUUGCUUCAUGGGACUUCCAUACUUUUAAGACACUUUCAAUGCAUAUUUUUUAUAAAUCAAAUAUUUUGAAAAUUUUUUAAGUUAAUUUUUUCUUCGGCUUUCUUUUUUUUUUUUUUUAUGAUUUCUAAUCGUUGGUGAUAAUUUGCACGGAUCGAUUUAUCCGUCGUUUGACUGUAAUAUUUCUAUAAGAAAUGGUCCAUUAAGAAUAGAGACUGUUCAAAUGAAUGAACAUAAACAAUGUUAUCUCGAACGAAGAGAACGAUACGCCUUCCUGUAGUUACUUAAAGAUAUAGUAAUUUAAAAAGUUCAAGAAAAUAAAGUUCAAUAUAAAAACAUUUCGGUGACCUUUAUAACAAAUUCACAAGCGUACUGUCGUUUAUAAAAUUUAGGGGAUAAAUUUGCACUGUUUUUUUUUAUUCCGUAUCGAAAAAUGAUGAAAUGUGAAAGUUUUUGGUUAAAAAAAAAAUGAGUGUGAUCAUUAAUUGAAGAGUGAGUGUAAUGGUUAUAAGGAUUCGAAAUGUUUUGAAGAAUUCAAUAGGAUUUCUAUUCUGGGAUGUAUUUGUAUAACAAACAACGAGUUUGUUACUCCUCAUUGUUCUAGAAGUAAUGGAAGAAUUAAUAUUUCAAAGCGAAAUGCUUUCUUGUACUUGAAUCAAACAGUCGUUGAAUGUAUAAAAUAAACUGUACAAUAGGUAUUUUCCCUUAAAA
Apis cerana (Asiatic honeybee) is the source of this 4797-nucleotide messenger RNA. It is a transcript of the gene Ada2b, whose product is annotated as Transcriptional adapter 2B. NCBI's taxonomy places the organism in Eukaryota, Metazoa, Arthropoda, Insecta, Hymenoptera, Apidae. Gene Ontology annotation, cellular component: SAGA-type complex; nucleus. Gene Ontology annotation, molecular function: transcription coactivator activity; zinc ion binding; chromatin binding. The record is from RefSeq and is a predicted model, not a curated record. Gene Ontology annotation, biological process: chromatin remodeling; regulation of transcription by RNA polymerase II.